GCCCCGCUACUGCCUUGGGCAUCUCUGUCGAACGCACUGCUGCUCUCCGCGGCUCAAUUUGCUCCGUUAGCUAAUAUUUGUGGGUCUGCCUGCUUGUUUUUUUUUUUUGGGUGUUGUUGUGUGAAGAUUUUGGAAGACCGAUCGGAGGAGGUGGAAAUUUUGGGCACACAACAACAACAACAGCAACAAUGCGGUACGAGAUGAUGGACGAGCUCUCCAUCGGCUGCUUUAGUUGUCUCAGUUCGAUUGGGCAGACAAGAUCAGCGAGAGUGUGUCUCAUUGGAGCGACAUCUGGUUAGUGAACGGCUAGUGGACGUUACUGUUCGGAUUUUUAGUAUUUGUACAGCGAAUCAUUUAAGGAAGUAAAUUCCAACAUGGUCCUUUGUCGGCUAAUCAACACUGUGUGUGCAGUGAUCUUCAUCUUGUCGGUCGUAAAUCAGCUCCAAUGUCGGCCCCUGCCCGAUCAUCCCGCAGACGGCGAUGCGGAGGCCAAAAUCCAAGCUGACCGUGAGCUGCUCAAUACAGUGACCUACGUCGGCAACAACAAGGUGUACGGCCUACUCUCCAAUGAGCAACCGCCGAUGCGUGAAGCAAAGCUCGAGAAGGAGGACUUUGACUCAAGCUUCCUCACCAAGCUGGACAACGUGCAGAAGAAGUUCGUCACCAAGGGCAAUGUCCCAGCGCUGGUGGAUCAAACGCAUCCCAAGGAUUAUUACGGCAAUGACGUCAAAGAUGAAGCCAUUCGCCGCGGUUUCGUCGGAAUAGUCGAACAGUUGUCCAACGUUUUCAACGCGAUCGUUGAGAAAGUCCCCAAGGGAGCAGUCACAAACCUGAACAAGAGUGUCCUGAACCGUCUCAACCAGAUCGGUGCCGUGCUGGUCGGGCUUGAGGAUGCGAAAAAGAAGUAGAGUCGUGG
Anopheles gambiae (African malaria mosquito) is the source of this 916-nucleotide messenger RNA. RefSeq lists its product as uncharacterized. Lineage: Eukaryota; Metazoa; Arthropoda; Insecta; Diptera; Culicidae. The record is from RefSeq and is a predicted model, not a curated record. The coding region runs from base 375 to 908 and encodes 177 amino acids. The transcript is spliced from 4 exons.